Fusarium fujikuroi IMI 58289 is the source of this 450-nucleotide messenger RNA. RefSeq lists its product as uncharacterized. Bases 1 to 450 code for a protein of 149 amino acids. NCBI's taxonomy places the organism in Eukaryota, Fungi, Ascomycota, Sordariomycetes, Hypocreales, Nectriaceae. The record is from RefSeq and is a predicted model, not a curated record. The transcript has a single exon.
AUGCUCAAGGUCUCUCUCUGCGACAAGUUCCGCUCACUGUUCGGAGACAAGCUUGUGGCUUUUGGUCCCGAUCUACCGGACUCGUACCCCGUCUACAUCACGCAUGAUCUUGUCAGGUCUGCUAUGAACGUCAUAGCUGACAGGAAUAUUCCAUGGCCUAUUGAUCCCGAAUACCGCGUUGAGAUGGUCAUGGUCAAGGUUCCACUCAACUUCUGCCCGCAAGACAUGAUCAAGGUAAUGCCUCUUGAUCGCACGGGAAGACAUUCCUAUGCUGCUGCUAUUGCUAAGGCAAGGUUCCGGCGAACCCCAAAGCAUCCUGGCGGCGAGCUCGUUGCCCUUGCAAUGGCGGACUGGAAUGAGAUGGCCGUGGGCUUCAGCAUAGAGCCAAGAGAGCAUGUCUCUGUUGUCCCCCUAAACGAUCGUACACAUAAGAAUGAGGGGACUAAUUAG